Molecule: messenger RNA, 2743 nt
Organism: Perognathus longimembris pacificus (Pacific pocket mouse)
Lineage: Eukaryota; Metazoa; Chordata; Mammalia; Rodentia; Heteromyidae
Gene: Daglb
Product: diacylglycerol lipase beta
Exons: 15
Coding region: 53-2071 (672 amino acids)
Biological process (GO): lipid metabolic process
Source: RefSeq, a predicted model, not a curated record
UGCUGCGCUUGCCGGUGAUUAAGGCCGUGCGCUGCGAGGCAGGACCGGCACCAUGCCGGGGAUGGUGCUCUUCGGCCGUCGCUGGGCCUUCGCCAGCGACGACUUGGUCUUCCCUGGGUCCUUCGAGCUGUUCCUGAGAGUGCUGUGGUGGAUUGGCAGCCUGACUUUGUACCUCCUGCACCGAAGGAAGCUGGGCUGUGCUGGUGGGGUCCUGCUUAGUACCUACCUCAUCGUCCUCCUCCUCCUUCUGGCGGUCAUUAUCUGUGUGGUUUCAGCCAUCGUGUAUGUCAGCAUGAAAGGAACCAUCUGCAACCCUGGCCCUCGGAAGUCUAUGUCUAAGCUGCUUUACAUCCGCCUGGCACUUUUCCUGCCGGAGAUGGUGUGGGCUUCCCUGGGGGCAGCCUGGGUGGCACAAGGUAUCCAGUGCGACCGCACAGUUGUGAAUGGCAUCAUUGCCACUGUCAUCGUGAGUUGGCUCAUCAUCGUUGCCACUGUAGUCACCAUUGUCAUCGUCUUUGACCCCCUGGGGGGAAACAUGGCUCCAUAUUCCUCGUCUGGACCAGAUCACCUGGAUAGCAAUGACUCGAGCCAGUUCUUUAAUGGCCUCAAGACUGCAGCCAAGAGCGUGUGGGAGACAAGAAUCAAGUUCUUGUGCUGUUGCGUUGGCAAAGAUGACCACACUCGAGUGGCGUUUUCGAGUACGGCAGAGCUUUUCUCAACCUACUUUUCAGACACAGACCUGGUGCCCAGCGACAUCGCCGCAGGCCUCGCCCUUCUCCAUCAGCAGCAAGAUAACAUUAGUAGCCUCCAGGAGCCGCAGGAGGCCACCAGCCCCACCCAGGGGCUCUCCCAGGAAGCAGAUUUGGAUGCAGAGCUAGAAAACUGCCAUCACUAUAUGCGGUUUGCCGCCGCCGCCUAUGGCUGGCCCCUCUACAUCUACAGAAACCCGUUCACAGGGCUCUGCACAAUUGGUGGGGACUGUUACAGAAGCAGAACAGCAGAGUAUGACUUGGUUGGAGGUGACCAACUCAACUGCCAUUUUGGCUCCAUUCUACAGACCACAGGGCUGCAGUAUCGAGACUUUAUUCAUGUCAGCUUCCACGACAAGGUAUAUGAGCUGCCCUUCCUGGUGGCUCUGGAUCACAGGAAGGAGUGUGUCUUGGUGGCCGUGAGAGGGACCAUGUCUCUCCAGGACAUCCUUACUGAUCUGUCUGCAGAGAGCGAGAGCCUUGACCUGGGAGUGGACCUGCAGGACUGUGUAGCCCACAAGGGGAUUUCCCAGGCUGCCAGGUACAUUUACCAACGCCUCGUCCAUGAUGGGAUUCUGAGCCAGGCAUUCAGCGUUGCUCCUGAAUACCGGCUGGUAAUUGUGGGGCACAGCCUGGGGGCAGGGGCUGCUGCCUUGCUGGCCAUCAUGCUGAGGGGCUCCUAUCCCCAAGUCCGAGCCUAUGCCUUCUCACCACCCAGGGGGCUGCUCAGCAAGUCCCUCUACGAGUACUCCCAGGAUUUCAUUGUGUCACUCAUCCUAGGAAAGGAUGUGAUCCCCAGGCUUAGUGUGUCCAACAUGGAAGAUUUGAAGAAGAGACUCUUGCAAGUGAUUGCUCACUGUAAUAAGCCAAAGUACAAGAUCCUCCUGCACGGCUGCUGGUACGAGCUGUUUGGAGGGAGCCCUUCCAACUGUGCAACCGAGCUGGACGGGGAAGGCCAGGGUGCCCUGACGCAGCCCCUUCUAGGGGAGCAGAGUCUGUUGACACGCUCUUCCCCAGCCUACAGCUUCUCCAGCGACUCCCCCCUGGACACCUCCCCCAAGUACCCGCCUCUGUACCCUCCCGGUAGGAUCAUCCACCUGGAGGAAGAGGGCUCUGCAGGGAGGUUUGGCUGCUGUUCCUCAGCUCAGUACAGGGCGAGGUGGGCCCAUGAAUCAGCAUUCAGCAAAAUUCUCAUCGGCCCAAAGAUGCUGACGGACCACAUGCCUGACAUCUUGAUGAAAGCUCUGGCCAGUGUGGUGACCGACAGGGCAGCCUGCCUCUCUUGUCCCAGCCAAGGCGGCUCAGAUGCAGACAUGGUGUGACCAGGCCUAUGGCAGAGGGCUGACUCCUGCAUUGGUUCUCAGGCUUACUUAAAAUGUAAGAGACUUCUGUGAGGCCAUCGGCAGGACUUGAAGGGCUUUGAAAAAUGACCAAGCAAUGGACAGUAACUAAGUUGUCAUAGUAUUAACAGGCUCAGGAGUCGGAGUGUACAGGCAGAUCCUGAGCCUGCACAGUGCAGGAACCCCCCCCAACCCCACCCAGGGCCAUCUGUGAACUGCCUCAAACAGGGGGAUCCAAAAGUGUUUGAAGACUCCUCGUUGGAUCUGCUGCCUCCCCCCUCAGGGUCUUGUCCUGAAUCAAUUUGGACAAGUCUGAACUUGGAUGAGAGAUGUACACUAUUUUUUUAAUUGAGUCACCCCUAAUUGGGGAUGUUCAGGGCAGCCCUGAGCUCGAACCUGGAAUGAAAAAUGGAGCCAAGGAAGAGCUCAGCUCUGCUCCCCUGAGGCAGAGGCAGCCAGAGCUGACCACCUCAUGCAUUAUUCUGGGUUGGAGGCCAGCUUGGCUCAGGGCACUAGACUUUAAUAAAGCACUUACUUGCCCAUCACUAGAGCUAUCCAGCGUUUCCAGCAGGCCCACCGGAUAGUUUCUACCCCAUUCAUGUUUGAAGUGGGUCUGUCUACUGUUAAAAAAAAAAUGAAAUCAAGUUCUCUUGG